GUGAUUCUAAUCACAGAUUAGAGAGUAUGACUAAAAUUCUAAUUUGAGGUUAUUUCACAAUUUUGUUGAUUUGUUCACAAUUUAUUCACUGCAGAACACAAUUCAAUAAGUUUUAUUUAUAUUGACGAAUGCAAUGAGAAUUGGCUGGAUUCAAAAACUAGUCAACAAAUGGCCAGGCAAGAAAACAUUUGGAAUGUAUAGGUUUCUGCCUAUGUUUUUCGUACUCGGCGCAGCUUUGGAAUUUUCUAUGAUUAACUGGAAAGUUGGUGAGGUCAACUUUUAUAACACAUUCAAGAGGCGCAGAGCUCACGACAUUGUUGAAGAUAAAAUAAGGAAGUAUUCUGCUGGACAUACUGCUUAA
Messenger RNA from Ostrinia nubilalis (European corn borer), 361 nucleotides. RefSeq names its product small integral membrane protein 4 (gene sloth1). The coding region runs from base 134 to 361 and encodes 75 amino acids. The record is from RefSeq and is a predicted model, not a curated record. Lineage: Eukaryota; Metazoa; Arthropoda; Insecta; Lepidoptera; Crambidae. The transcript has a single exon.